Cloeon dipterum is the source of this 1368-nucleotide messenger RNA. RefSeq lists its product as uncharacterized. Lineage: Eukaryota; Metazoa; Arthropoda; Insecta; Ephemeroptera; Baetidae. The record is from RefSeq and is a predicted model, not a curated record. Bases 141 to 1136 code for a protein of 331 amino acids. The transcript has 7 exons.
UUCAAACACAAACUUGCUUGUACAUUGUACAUUGCUUGGCCUUGACGCCUGCAGUCUUCUCAUCUGCCUUCGCCGUCCCUGGACCGUCUGCCUUUUGACUUCUGCCCUGCUUCUGUGCUUCUGCAUCUGCAUUGCUUUCGAUGGGUCGAGAAAUGAAUCACAAGAAGCAAGAGAAGUCUAAAAAGAAGCUGCCAAAUGGGGUCAAGCAGUACCAAAGAAAAAGACACUAUUUGGAUUCGUGGAGCAGCAGCAGUCAGGAAGAAAGCACUAAUUCAGAGACAGAAGCACUCUCUCGCAAACUCAAGCGUCACCACGAGCUGAAGGAAAGCAAACGUGGGCACUCGUGCCAGCACGGCCAUCACAAACGCCAGAUAUCGGACAGACCAGGCGAGAGAGAGGUUCGUCAAUCAAGACCAGCCAAUCGCCGUCGUGGCAGCCACUGCCGGUGUUGUCGUUGCACCCACUCAGAGUCUCCUUCGCCAGUUGCCAGCAGAUCAAGGGUGUCACUCGCCGCCCACCAGACAGUUGUUAAAACUGAGCCAAGAAUGGAAGGGUUUGAAACUCAGCCAAAUGAGUUUGAGGAUGCAUGCUCAUUGAAUUCUGAUGACUCGGUGGAAGCUCUCUACAUGGUGUCGCCUUCACCUUCUGCACCAAAACCUAAAGAGAAAUCUGCCCAAGGGCCCAAGAAGAGUAAGCCAGUAUCGGUCUAUGACUACAAAGGCCCACUGAAGUUCCUCUGCAAGGAAGACCUGGGCAGGGAGCCGCGCAAGGAUUUCUGUCUCUUUUGCGAGGAGCUGACGUCCACCAUGCGCGAGCACAUGCUGGAGAAGCAUCUGAUGGAGAGCGACGUGCAGAGGGCAUACCAGAUGGAGAUCAGCGGCUUCAGGUACAAAGCCUGGAGGUACCUCACCUUGCAGGGCACGGAGGAACACAACAACCAUGAGGCCCUGGACAGCUUCACAGGCUACAUUAUUCCUGCCCAGAUCACUGCAGCUCGCAGGCAGCUGCACCAGAUGAAGAAAUGCGAAUACUGCGAUGCCUGGCUCUGCUCGAACUUGUCAUCGCAUGCCAAAGCAUGUGCUGGCCGAGCUUGGGAUUCAUUCAACGAAAAGGCAGACGCGGCGGCUAAAGUUUGAUGAAGAAACACUCGCUUAUCGAGGUUUGUUGUUUUCUUACCAAGUUUUUUCUACAUGGGAUUAUAUUGAAGUCUGCCUUGUGCAAAAGUCCAUUAUACUGUCACCCUUUUUUAGUUUUGAAUGGAUUUUCUACAUAAGAAUUUGAACACGAAGCUCGUCAAGUCAAUGAUGGCUGGUCAAUUUGAUUGAUUUAUAUCUUUGAGCCUGAAAUAAAAGUAUUAUAAUUAUAAAA